Callorhinchus milii (elephant shark) is the source of this 3226-nucleotide messenger RNA. Its product is annotated as syndecan-4. The transcript has 5 exons. Lineage: Eukaryota; Metazoa; Chordata; Chondrichthyes; Chimaeriformes; Callorhinchidae. The record is from RefSeq and is a predicted model, not a curated record. Gene Ontology annotation, cellular component: cell surface; membrane. The coding region runs from base 125 to 1117 and encodes 330 amino acids. Gene Ontology annotation, biological process: cell migration.
CAGGCUGGAGAGGCAGAGCCAGUACAUUAGUCAGAAACCAUUGGGAAUUGUCUCAGUUCAGGCACUUUAACGAAGAGUCGGUACGAUUUCCCUCAAAGGAAAGAGAGUGACAGAGGGAAGGAAGAUGAGGAUCUCAGGUGUUAGUGUGGCUUCAGUGGGAUGUGUCCUGAUGUUGCUGGUCAUUACUACAACAAAAAUCACUGAAGCAUCACUUUAUUCUGACAUGGAAGGAUCUGCUAUAGAUGAGGAUACUGAUGACAUUUAUUCUGGUUCUGGCUCUGGAUCAGGUUCUGGUGACGGACUGAUUUUUCUACCUUAUGAAAAGAAGACAUCAGCGCCAGUAUUGCAAGUGUUUUCCUCACCGACUCCAAGCGGUUUGCAAUCAACAAGCAAAGUGUCCUUCACCACAAGCUCAAGUGAAGUUACUACAGAAGCAACCGUAGUCUAUAUCAAACCAGCACCCAGGCACAAUACUAAACCACCUGUGGAAAUCCUAGUGACUGAACACACCACCAUGUUGCCACCAUCUACCAUGUUGCCUGUCAUUGUCCCAGAUAGCAGUGAAGAAACCGUUACUGCCUUUGCUCCUUAUGUGUCAGCUAUCCUUUCACGUGCUUCUACAACUGCACCUGACCAUUCUCUAACCACUACUUCCAACAUUGGAGCUGACAUCGCCAUAAACUCUCGGGAACUUUUUUCUUCAAUUGUGCCAAAGACAACUUCAGUGAGUGAAGUUACCAGUGUAGAUGAUAACGUGAAAGGAAAAGUAGAUCUAAUUGAAAAGGAAACUGGGAACGAGAUUGAAAAGAACGAACCUGAGAUUUACUUCCCCAAUGAGCGCAAAAUCGUCCAGAAACAAGAGACUCCAGUAGGGGCAAAUUCAGAUGCUAAUAAGAUGUCCGAGAUGAGCAAUUCUAAGAGUUUCCUGGAAAGAGGCGAAAUAGUGGCAGCUGUUGUUGCUGGAGGAGCUGUGGGCCUCAUCCUUGCUGUUCUGCUAGUGGUGCUGUUGGUGUAUCGAAUGAAGAAAAAGGAUGAAGGAACCUAUACACUGGAGGAAACGAAGCAGCCAAAUGGAGGCUACCAGAAGCCAGUCAAACAGGAGGAAUUCUAUGCAUAAGAAACACAACUUUUGACUGUCCUAAAUCAUUCUCUCCAAAGUCAUGAUUUAUGUUUGCCUGAAUUAGAAACUGAUUAAUAUCAGAUUAAUAUCCAUCUGUACCCUGGCUCCUUGACCAAUUUAACACACCUUUUUUUGGAACAAACAGGAGUAACUUAGGUUUGUGUUUAUUAGGAUUUCUGCUAUUUUGUUUCAUGAAAAGGCAGAACACGAUUAGAUCUACCACCCCGUCCCCUCCCCCAAGCACAAUCAACAAAUAACACUGCCUUGUAAAAUAUUUGGACUCCUUUUUAACAGAAAAAAAUGACCAAUUUUGUAUCCUAAAAGUCACAAACUACUAAAUAUCUAUAAAUUUCUAUAUUGUAUUAUAACCAAACAAGAAAGGGAUGCAGCAAUUUGGCUGUAUUUGGCCUUUUUACUAUUGUGAUUUAAAUGUGUUUGCCUGUUUCACUUUGUCUACCUAGUACAGAUUUAAGGAUUUUCCUUUGCUUGGCUACAGAAACUUUCUACCAUCGGAGUGGAGCUUGUUAGUAAAUGUGCUUGUAUUAAGAAAAAGUCCUGGAAUGUUCAUGUUUUCAACAUCCUCUAAGUUUGAUGAUGCUUUAUAGUGCUUGAAGGAUCAAUGGGUAAAAUCUUUGUUCUACUUGCUAAAUACAAGAAUCAAAAAGGGGAGCAGUUAAAUGCAGUUUUAAUGCAUUGUAUAUUUUGGAAUAAAUCAAGGACAAUAAGGGGCUUUGUCUAUUUCCAGUGUUGACAAUUACCCUUUUACACUGUAAUUGAUUGCAGAGCACUUGAGAUUGGUCCCUUUUUACAGAGCUGGGCCUCUGAAUUUGUGUAAGAUUUGGUUUACUUGGAUAUUUUCUUACACAGGAAGUCAUUUUGUGUGUGCAUUUAUGUUGGCCUUUCUACUUAUAUUUGUGACUUACCUUAAUAACAAAAUGCAGUUGAUCCUUUCUCAGCUUGCAUUUUAAAUUGAGAAUAUACCUAAAUAUCUAAAGCUUACAUUGCAUGCACUAUACAGAUUUCGAAAGGUAAUACAACAAACACUAGUGGAAAGGAGUAACUUAUUGAAUGUGAUUUGUGUAAUCCAGGCAAAAAUUGCUGCACCUUUUUAUAUUCAUGCACCAUUUAAAAACACUUUCAAAACUCUUAUUUUGUUGUUUUACUUCAGAGAUAUCGUACAGUGUUAAAUAUAAACACUGGGUUUGUUUUCUGGGGGAGAAAUCCCAUUUUAGUCCAGAUUUAUUCAAUUUAUGUAGCAUUUAAGAGGCACCAGAAGUUUGCAAAUUCGUAAGCAUAGAAUUUGUUAGAAGCUGUUUUUUUGUAAAUUCUUUUAGGAGAACCUGCAGAAAAUCUAUUUUGGAUUCAGACAGAAUUAAACAAUUUGCCAAAUUCUCCAUGCUCUGAAAUGCCAAGAAAAUAGAGUCAAUCUGGACCAGUGGUGGCCAAGCUCUUUGGUUGGCUAACAAAAUAUAUGUUUCUUGAUUGACUAUUUGUUGAUUUAUGGCAUAAAUCUAUGCUAUUUUAUUAUUUCUAUCAUGAUUUUGUUGGCCGACCAAAAAGGCCAUAAAUCCAAUCUAAACCCAGGUCAAAUUUCUCCUCAAAGUUGUACUUUUCAAAGGCUCUGAAUUUAUUGAAGCUGAAAGGCUGUAUAAAUUAAGUCACUGUUUGGGACGUCCUCCCGACGUGAAAGGCGCUCUAUAAAUGGAAUCUUGUUGUUGUUGUAGCUGUGCAUCAUGCUCUGUCUUUGAAUUUAUGCAAUUUCAAAAGUAUAUAAUGAGUUAAAUGGAAAUCUAAAAGUUUAAGCAUUAAUUACACCAAAAAAUCAAGUUCUCGGGACCAGUUGUAUGNUUUUUUAACACAUCUAAAGUUGUUAAAGUUUGUAAGUUUUGUAUCGUAGUUCUAGUGGUUAAGUUGUAUCUGAAACCAUUUUGUUCAGCAAAUAGAUCUAGUUAUCAAGAUAUUGGUUGCCAGAACAGAACAAAAGUGAGUCGGUGACUAUUUUUGUGAAUGUUUAAAAACUUUUCGUCCCGAGCUUUCAUUGAUAACUUUCUAUUUAUUGUGCCAUUUCCAUACCUAACUUCCAAUAAAUGAACAUUGAUGCAGUAA